AUGGUACUUUACAUUUUAACGAAUCAGUUAACGAAAACUAAAUUGGCUGCCGUAAUUGGCUGUUUAGUAAAUAUACCACGGAAAAAUAGAGAAUUUAGAGUAAUAAACUUAAAUGAAAGCCUAAAUGAUGAAGAAUUGAGAAGAAGGUUCAGGUUUGGAAGAAUAGGAAUAGUGUAUUUGGCCGAUUUGCUGAGAGAGGACCUAGCUAGGGAAACAGACAGAAGUUGUAGCCUGUCAGUCGAGGAACAAGUCUGUAUAGCGCUGAGGUACUACGCUUCAGGUUCAUUUAUGCAGGUUGUUGGGGACACACAUGGGAGACAUAAAAGUACUGUUUGUAGAGUUGUGGAUAAGGUUACCAAAGAGAUAGUGAAGCGUUAUAAGCAGUACAUUAAGUGGCCAGUUGAUGAAGCUACCAUGAGACGAGUGAAGUCUGAGUUUAGCAACAUAGCUGGAUUUCCAGGUGUUAUAGGGUGUGUUGAUGGUAGCCUCGUCCGUUUGAUCAAGCCUUCACCAGACCAAGAGAGAGGUUUUAUCAACAGAAAAGGAUUCCCGUCCAUAAAUGUGAUGGCAUUAAGAAAGACACCAGCCAAGGCAUCAGAAGUGAUUGUGGCGUGUGCUGUUCUCCACAAUAUAGCCAUCAUGGUGCAAGAACCAGAUGUGCCUGAUGAUGAAAAUGACGAUGGGGCAGACGCACAAAUACCAUAUACAGGCAGGGAGACUGGCUUCUUGAUCAGGGAUCACCUUGCUCAAGUUUACUUUUAA
This is a messenger RNA of Mya arenaria, 762 nucleotides long. Its product is annotated as putative nuclease HARBI1. Lineage: Eukaryota; Metazoa; Mollusca; Bivalvia; Myida; Myidae. The record is from RefSeq and is a predicted model, not a curated record. Bases 1 to 762 code for a protein of 253 amino acids. The transcript has 2 exons.